Messenger RNA from Jaminaea rosea, 1171 nucleotides. RefSeq lists its product as hypothetical. The coding region runs from base 18 to 1100 and encodes 360 amino acids. The record is from RefSeq and is a predicted model, not a curated record. The transcript has a single exon. NCBI's taxonomy places the organism in Eukaryota, Fungi, Basidiomycota, Exobasidiomycetes, Microstromatales.
UGCUGAUCAACAAUCGAAUGGUCAAGCCUUACGAUGCUGUGAUGCCCAAGGGCCCGAUGGGUGGGGCAGCGGGAACCUCUUUGUCGACCAAGGUGAAGGUCAAGAAGAAGGAGGACAGCGAUGAGGAUGAUGACAAGAGCGAAGUCAAGACCGAAGCCAAGACGAAAGCGGCGAAGAAGGAACGCCUCAACCUCUUUCGCUCCUCGCCGGACGAGGCAGAUAGCGAAAGCGAGGACAGCCGGCCUAGUCGAGGUCGACGACCCGGUACCACACUUGACACCUAUUUUCGUCCCAAGCCCAAGCCUGCGGCUCCUGCUCCCUCAGCAUCCUCGUCGAGCCACAUCACACGCGCCGUGACUGGCAAGUCUCCUCCGGUCGUCAUCUCGCUCAUAUCUGACGACGAGGAUUGCGGUCAACCGACGUUCCAUCGACGCGGUCGCUACGCCACGCCUGUCGAGGAUGAUGACGGCGACGAGGCAACGCCUCCGCCCUUGGAGCUCUUCUCCAGCCCCGGCCAGGGCCAAAGCUCAAGUAUGGGUGCGUGCAGCACGAAUCCCUCGUCGAGCCCGGUGACCGCAAAAAAGCGCGUGAGGACUGCACGCGACGAGGAUGGUGACGACGACAAGCGUGCAGUGGCCAGCACAUGCAAGGAUAUCGCGUCGACAUCCCCUUCCUCUCACUCGAUGAAACGUCUCAAGAUCCCUCGCCCCUCAACUUUCUUUGAAGACGGUGACUACGAAUCUUCGCCGACUGCGUAUCGCUCUCAACGCAGCGCCGCUGCGCAGGCUACGACGAAGCUGGCUGCCCUCUCCUACACUCUGCCCACGACCGAAGAUGAGUGGGAAGAGGAGCAGGAAUUUGAGAGGCAGAGGGGAACUAGGCGGGCGACUUCCAAAUCAGCAGGGAUGCAUGAGGACCAUGAGGCUGGCACCAGGGAAACGCCAGCCAGGAGACCUGUAGGAAGUCAGAGCAGGCAAGGCAGCACGGCCGUGGACAAAGGAGUGCAGUUGGAAUCACAGGAUGAGCUUGAGGGUGUCCAUCAGUCCACGACCGGCCAGACGCAGCUCCUCGCCGAGCUGGACAUGCUUGGCGACGACUAGACGAUCGCGUCGGCAUCACUUUUGCUACUUGAUCUUGAUCCCUGUCGUUAGAUUGCUUCAACGCCGUGUCG